This is a messenger RNA of Doryrhamphus excisus (bluestripe pipefish), 3839 nucleotides long. The record is from RefSeq and is a predicted model, not a curated record. NCBI's taxonomy places the organism in Eukaryota, Metazoa, Chordata, Actinopteri, Syngnathiformes, Syngnathidae.
AUUCCGCAAAUAUACGAGCUGCGUCCGAGCAAGCAGCCAUAAUUGGGAUUAUUCAGGAAUAAUUCGCUCAAUCGAGUUGACUUGCCUUGGUGUUCUUUUUCCCUCUCCUCCCUCGGUGUUCGUGAUUUCGACGUCGUUACUGACGAUGUGAAUCUAUUCCUUUGCCUGUUUUGAUGGUGUCAUGGACGAGGCGUCUUUUUUUAUGUACGCUGGACUGUAAAAGCAUCGCCGGAAAGGAAAACAAAGGCUGCAUUUGAAUCGUUGCGAGGAAAUGCAUGGGCCUUUUUUUCCCCCCCACCAGAAAGAUGGAGAAAAAGACGUAUGGAGGCGCUUGUCUGUGUGGACUGAUUGUUCCGGUGCCAGUAUCCCAAAUACACGUCAAGACCAUUCAUUUAGGGGCCGCACGGUCGUUUUUACCCCCCUCUCUCCGCCGUCUGUGGGUGGGUUUUUAUAAGCAUUGAAAAUCUGACAUCAUUUGGAUAAAUGAACAGAAGAAGAUAGUUUUCAUUUGUCCUUUCUGGAGAAGCCACCUUCGACGUGAUGCAGCACAGAAGACUCUUUGCACGACCGAUGCUCAAAUGAAACUGGAUAUAUAUCUCUCUCUUUUUUUUUUUUUUAAUUUAAAUCUUUUCGUCGCCAUUCACCUUUUUAAAUGUGGCUCACUAUCUUCAUCCCGGAUUGUGUGAUCAGCUGUUGUAUCGUCUGGAGGUGUUGUGUUGAUCAUAUGUUCCGAUACCCUUUUGGAUGGAUUAAUGCAUAACAGGUGUUGUUGAAUGCCGAGCGCACAACAUGAGGCUUUAUUAUGUGCUCUUGUCUCCGUGCGAGCAACGGUGAGACAAAGCGACUCCUAUUUUUUUUUUUUAUGUUUUUUUUUUUUCUUGCACAAAUGAGGAUGCAAGGUGGCGGAGGUCGUGGACAAAGAGGAAAGAUGAGUCUGAUGUGUAGAAAAGGCCUCCUCUUGUAAAAAAAAGCGAGCCGAGGCGAGGCGAGGCGAGCAGACGACGGCUGUAAGAGGAUCAGUAGAGCUUAUAGACGGCCGCCCCCCCCCACCCACACCCCACACCCCCGAGCAGGCACGCCCGUGUGAGGCUGAGAGAAUGGCCAACCAGAGCUUUGCCAUCGACGGCCCGGGUAGUUUACUGGCCGUGCUAGCCUCGCAGAGCGGCCUGGCCCGAGGAGGCAGCAGCAGCAGCAGCAGCAGCAGCGAUAGCGGCGCCGGCGGAGGAAUCUCAGCCACAGACGUGUCGGCGUAUUUUAAGUUAGUCUUCUUGGGGUUGAUCAUCUGUGUCAGCUUGGUGGGAAACCUCUUGGUCUCCAUGCUGGUGCUACGAGACCGGACACUUCACAAGGCCCCGUAUUUCUUCCUGCUGGAUCUGUGCCUGGCCGAUGCGGUGCGCUCGGCCGCUUGCUUCCCCUUCGUGCUGGUGUCGGUGCACAACAGCUCGGCGUGGACCUACAGCGCCUUGAGCUGCAAAGUUGUGGCGUUCAUGGCCGUGCUCUUUUGUUUUCAUGCUGCCUUCAUGCUCUUUUGCGUGGCUGUCACGCGCUACCUUGCCAUCGCCCACCACAGGUUCUACGCCAAGCGCAUGACCAUCUGGACCUGCGCCGCUAUCAUUUGCAUGGUGUGGACUUUGGCGGUCGCAAUGGCGUUCCCGCCCGUCUUCGACGUGGGGACGUACAAGUUCAUCCGCGAUGAGGAUCAGUGCAUUUUUGAACACCGCUACCUGAAGACCAACGACACCCUGGGCUUCAUGCUCAUGUUGGCCGUGGUGGUCCUGGCCACGCACGGCUUCUACGCCAAAUUGCUGCUCUUCGAGUACAGGCACCGCAAAAUGAAACCAGUCCAGCUCGUGCCGGCUAUCAGCCAGAACUGGACCUUCCACGGUCCGGGCGCCACGGGCCAAGCCGCGGCUAACUGGAUCGCAGGCUUCGGCCGAGGCCCGAUGCCGCCGACUCUGCUGGGAAUCAGACAGAACCUACACAAUCAACACCGGCGGCUCCUGGGCAUGGAUGAGGUGAGAUCUGAGAGGAGGUUGGGCCGCAUGUUCUACACCAUCACGCUGCUCUUCCUGGUCCUGUGGGCUCCCUACAUCAUGGCGUGCUUCUGGAGGGUAUUUGUUAAGUCGUGCAGCAUCCCUCACAAGUACCUCUCCAUCACGGUAUGGAUGAGCUUCGCUCAGGCGGGAGUCAACCCCAUUUUUUGUCUCCUGCUCAACGAGGAUCUGAGAAAAGUACUGCGAGCUCACCUGCCCACCUACUGGAGGACUAAACAACAUCUGCCCCAGGAUGAGGCCUACUGCAUCAUGUGAGAAUCUUCACCGGGAGAAUGUCAUUCAGAAAUGAGAAGAAGAAUAUAGUUUGUGUCUUUUGUUGUUUUGCACAACAAAAUCCAAAAUUUUUUUGCCAACAAGCGCAGGCACGGUGCCAUUAAAAAAAAAAAAAAAAGAAUGUCGAUAUUUGUCUGUCAGAGGUUUGGACGGGGCACCACAUCACCCCCCCCCCCAACUCUAGAAUGCUUUGUAUUUAUGAUGAUGGAUUCAGAGGUCACCUCACCCCUGAAAAGUGACACGGAUGCCAUUUUUAAUAUCAUGUUGCCUUAUUUUUCGAGGGACACAAUUCAGUCUCUUGUGUCACUCCAGGCACAAAAAAAACAACAAAAAAAACUGAGCAUUAAAAAAUGGCUGCAGAUGCUAAAUCAAAUAUUCCGAUCAGGACGUUACAGACUUGAAACACAUCAUAAGGAACUCAAAGAGUCUGAAAGGACGGAGCGAGCGCCUCGGACUCCUUUUCAUGUCGUUCAGACGAGACCACCGAAUAUUGAAUGGGCACUGAUUUCUUUGGAUACAUUUCAAUAGCAGUGAUGAACCCACAAAAGCCCCUAAUAUUAAUAAUUACGUUUUUUUUUGUUUUUUUUGGACUUCAUUUAGGCUGUGUUUGAGUUCUUUGUAUCAUAAAAAAAAAAUGCCUGUUUUUCCUUUAUUUGUAAACGAUUCAUGGUAAGCAGAUGACACUAUUUUGAAAUAUGACUUGAUUUCAUAUUGUAUGGACUGUACGGGAACUUAUAUUCCUGUUUAUGUGGUUUUUUUUUUUAUAUCGCAUUUGUGAGUAGGUGUGCAAGGGGAAGCCUGCACUGAAGUUGCUAUGUCGGUGCUGCUGCGAUGUCAUCACUACACCUUGACCAUGUUUGUAUGACAACAACGCCGAUGCGGUCAUCAUACCAGUCAUGGGAGCGAGCGUGAAUAAAGGAGGGCUAAAAUGAUGCGAAAUAAAAUAGCCUUGCAUUAUCUCAUAUUACACAAGCCAUCAAAUGGACUUGAUUGAUUCCUAAGUAUAAAAGAAAACGCUAAAUAUAAAUGGAUAAUACAAAUAGAGGGAUUAGAAAACGCUACAAACACACCAUAUUGAAGUAGUUAAUGGUUAUGUAUAUUGUAUUUCUAACAAAUAAUCAAAUAGACACUUAUUUGCAGAUCGAUGAUGAUGAUGAUGAUGACGAUGACGAUGACGGGGAAUGUUUUUAAAGUAAUGUGCUCUCAAGAGUUUAAAAAAUAAGCGAUUCCCAUUGAGGAGGAAUUUUGAAUGUCCACUCAUGUGUUCCCCUCCAACGUCAACCAUUUGAGUGUCUGGAUGGAUCACACUAUUUUUUUUUUUUUUCCUCCAAGCUGGAACACCAGCUGCAUUGAGUCAUCUCUCCAAAUUAAGAUUUGUGCAAUGCAGUACAUUAGGCAUAGAUAAAUAAUGUGCAGUCAAUCUUGAAUGUGGACAGUUGCACUGCAAUAGCAUGUAUGCCACUGCAUUUCAAGGGUGGUUGGGGAGGGGGAAAGGGACGGGGAAGGGGGGUU